AUGGAUUCUCGAGGAUUUUGGAAUGAAUCCAGCGAUGAAAAUGAGGAUGAUGAAAAUCAGGAACCUUUUCAAUAUGCCUCUAAAGAUGGUGUUAUAUUCCUUGUGGACUGCAGUGAAACUAUGUUCCCCAAAAACGAUAAUGAUGAAAACCAUUUUAAAACGUGCAUGAAGGCUGUUCAAAUAACACUCCAGAACAAAAUCAUUCAAAGGGAAACAGACUUAGUUGGUGUUGUUCUUUUUGGAACGGAUAAAACAGAAAAUGCUGUUGACUUCAAGCACAUUUAUGUUUAUCAGAAACUUGGACGACCUAAUGCAGAGAGAAUUCUCAAAAUUGAGGAACUGAUUGGAAUCAGCUGGAAAAACUUUAAUAACAACUUUGGUUCUAACUCUGACUACCAAAUUGGUGAUGCAUUGUGGGCCUGCUCAGAUCUUUUCUCUAAGUGUGAAGAAAAAUUGGGAUCCAAGAGAGUAAUUCUUUUCACCAAUAACGAUAAACCUCAUGAAGGGAAAGCAGCAAAUGAUGCCAAAAUCCGUGCUGAAGACUUGCAUAAAAAUGGAAUAAGUUUGGAAUUGAUUAAUUUACCUACUCCAGAUCAGUCCUUUGAUGUUGACGAAUUCUACAAGGAUCUUCUUUUUCCUGAUGAAGAUGAAAUGACAGAAUUACCUUGCCCCUCAGCCAGAUUAGAAGAACUUCUUAUCCGAGUUCGAUCAAAAGAUCACAAGAAAAGACCCAUGCGAAGAAUAAUUUUUAGUCUUGGUAAAGGUGUUGAAAUGGCUGUUGGUGUAUAUCUGUUAAUAAGUCAGUGCCGAAAACCAUAUUCAACAAAACUCUAUAAGAAAAACAAUGAAGAAUUGAAAAUAAAAAGAAAAACCUACCUUACGGAAACUGGCAAAGUGCUCUUUCCACAAGAUUUCAAAUAUUCCUUAAAUUAUGGUGGUAAAAAAAUAAUCUUUGACAAAGAAGAAAUUGCAGGAAUAAAAUCCUUUGGUACUGCAGGUCUUACUUUAAUGGGGUUCAAGCCACGAAGCAAGCUAAAAACUUAUCAACAUGUGAAACCAGCACAAUUUAUAUAUCCUGAUGAAAAAACCAUUGCUGGUAGCACUUGCCUUUUCACAGCUUUGUUGGAUAGAUGUCUCCAUCGUGAUGUUGUUGUCAUUUGCAAAUACAUCCAAUCAAAAUCAUCACCACCCUGCUUUGUUGCUCUUGUCCCUCAGAAAGAAAUAUUAAAUGAACAAAAAGUUCAGACUUCACCUUCUGGGUUCCAUGUCAUCUUCCUCCCAUUUGCAGAUGAUUUCAGGAAAAUUGAUUUAGGAGUAACUCAAAAAGCUCUCCCAGAACAAAAGGAAAAAGCCCAAGAAUUAAUUAAAAAUUUAAAAUUUACUUUUUCUCCUGAUAAAUUUGAAAACCCUGACAUCCAAGAACAUUGGAGAAACAUUGAGGCUUUGGCUUUGGAAAGAACAGAACGAGAAGAAUUUGUCGAUUAUGCAAUUCCUGAUAAAGAACAAAUGGCCCAAAGAGCUGGCACAUUUGCAGAACAGUUAAAAGCACUCAUCUAUCCAAAGGAUUAUAAACCAAACUUGAAGAGAAAAAGAACAGAUGGUCAUGAAAUUAAAAAUAAAGUCCCUUGCCUUGAAAAUUUAAAGACAUUAGCUGAAAAUGAUAAGCUGAAAGGCAUGAAAGUUGCUGCCUUGAAACAACUGAUGAAAGAGAAUGAUGUGAAAGUAAUUGGCACAAAGAAACAGGAAUUGAUUGAUGCCAUCCAUAAACAUUACCAACUUUGA
Molecule: messenger RNA, 1782 nt
Organism: Acanthosepion pharaonis
Lineage: Eukaryota; Metazoa; Mollusca; Cephalopoda; Sepiida; Sepiidae
Source: the annotation of a GenBank genome assembly